UCGCGCGUUCUGCCUGCGGUGUGGUGUGGAACCUUCGGGUAGCGUGGUCUGAUUAUUUGCAGGAAGGCGCAGGCGUUCGUGGCUGGCCGGCCGCGGCCUGGCGGGCCUGUGCGGGCCGCACAUUUGGCCUUGUUUCCUUGGUGUUAGAGCUCGCGGCGGGCCGCGCAGCGCCCUAACCCGGCCUCAGCAUGCUGGUGCUGUUUGAAACGUCCGUGGGCUACGCCAUCUUUAAGGUUUUGAAUGAGAAGAAACUUCAAGAGGUUGAUAGUUUGUGGAAAGAAUUUGAAACUCCGGAGAAAGCAAAUAAAAUAGUAAAGCUAAAACAUUUUGAGAAAUUUCAGGAUACAGCAGAAGCAUUAGCAGCGUUCACAGCUCUGAUGGAGGGCAAAAUCAAUAAGCAGCUGAAGAAGGUUCUGAAGAAAAUAGUAAAAGAAGCCCAUGAACCCCUGGCUGUAGCUGAUGCUAAACUAGGAGGGGUCAUAAAGGAAAAGCUAAAUCUCAGUUGUAUCCAUAGUCCUGUCGUUAAUGAACUUAUGAGAGGAAUCCGUUCACAGAUGGAUGGAUUAAUCCCUGGGGUAGAACCACGCGAAAUGGCAGCUAUGUGUCUUGGGUUGGCACACAGCUUGUCCCGAUACAGAUUGAAAUUUAGUGCUGAUAAAGUGGACACAAUGAUUGUUCAGGCAAUUUCCUUAUUAGAUGACUUGGAUAAAGAACUAAACAACUACAUUAUGCGGUGUAGAGAAUGGUAUGGCUGGCACUUCCCUGAAUUAGGAAAAAUUAUUUCAGAUAAUUUGACAUACUGCAAGUGUUUACAGAAAGUUGGCGAUAGGAAGAAUUAUGCCACGGCCAAACUUUCUGAAUUACUGCCGGAAGAAGUGGAAGCAGAAGUGAAAGCGGCUGCAGAGAUAUCAAUGGGGACAGAGGUUUCAGAAGAAGAUAUUUGCAACAUUCUGCAUCUCUGCACUCAGGUGAUUGAAAUCUCAGAGUAUAGAACCCAGCUCUAUGAAUAUCUACAAAAUCGAAUGAUGGCCAUUGCACCCAAUGUUACAGUCAUGGUUGGGGAGCUAGUUGGAGCACGGCUUAUUGCUCAUGCAGGUUCUCUUUUGAAUUUGGCCAAACAUGCAGCAUCUACAGUUCAGAUUCUUGGAGCAGAAAAGGCACUCUUCAGAGCCCUCAAGUCUAGACGAGACACUCCUAAAUAUGGACUCAUUUAUCACGCUUCACUUGUAGGCCAGACAAGUCCCAAACACAAAGGGAAGAUUUCUCGAAUGCUGGCUGCCAAAACCGUUUUGGCUAUCAGGUAUGAUGCUUUUGGUGAAGAUUCCAGUUCUGCGAUGGGAGUUGAGAACAGAGCCAAAUUAGAGGCCAGGUUGAGGACCCUGGAAGAUAGAGGGAUAAGGAAAAUAAGUGGAACAGGAAAGGCAUUAGCAAAAGCAGAAAAAUAUGAACAUAAAAGUGAAGUGAAGACUUAUGAUCCUUCUGGUGACUCCACACUGCCAACCUGUUCUAAAAAACGCAAGAUAGAACAAGUGGAUAAAGAGGACGAAAUUAUUGAAAAGAAGGCCAAAAAAGCUAAGGUUAAAGUUAAAGUGGAAGAAGAGGAGGAAGAGGAUGAAGAAGGAGUGCUCGUGGUGGAAGAACAGGAGACGUCUGUGAAGAAGAAGAAGAAAAAGGACAAAAAGAAACACAUGAAGGAAGAAGCGCUUUCUGAGGAAGAACCGUGCACCAGCACGGCAGUUGCUAGUCCAGAGAAAAAGAAGAAAAAGAAAAAAAAGAAAGAUAUUGAAGACUAAUCAAAGGGAACCAUCAUUGAAUCUGGAUUGAACCUGGAUACAUCGUGCUUAAGAUUCAGUCAGGCAUAUACCAGACAUGGUUUCUGAAAUAAUCCAGGGGAGGUUAGGUGACACACAGUGAUUAAUCGGCUAUAGCUUUUCAAGCCUAUUUGUGUCUUGACAGCAGCUCUGUUAACUUUAUUAUGUCAUCAUUUCUUAGAGUCUUUGUUAUACAAAUAAAAAUAUUUUCUUUGUAUUUUAA
Equus quagga is the source of this 2034-nucleotide messenger RNA. RefSeq names its product NOP58 ribonucleoprotein (gene NOP58). Lineage: Eukaryota; Metazoa; Chordata; Mammalia; Perissodactyla; Equidae. The transcript has 15 exons. Gene Ontology annotation, molecular function: snoRNA binding. Gene Ontology annotation, cellular component: box C/D methylation guide snoRNP complex; small-subunit processome. The record is from RefSeq and is a predicted model, not a curated record. Bases 189 to 1793 code for a protein of 534 amino acids.